Trichoderma aggressivum f. europaeum is the source of this 2388-nucleotide messenger RNA. Its product is annotated as transcriptional regulator family: Fungal Specific TF. Lineage: Eukaryota; Fungi; Ascomycota; Sordariomycetes; Hypocreales; Hypocreaceae. Gene Ontology annotation, biological process: regulation of DNA-templated transcription. Bases 1 to 2388 code for a protein of 795 amino acids. The record is from RefSeq and is a predicted model, not a curated record. The transcript is spliced from 3 exons. Gene Ontology annotation, molecular function: zinc ion binding; DNA-binding transcription factor activity, RNA polymerase II-specific.
AUGGAUGCCGCGUCAAUCAAGCUGUCUGGGUCGCCACAUGCGUCACGCGGCGAGGGACAUGAAGGCAAUGGCGGUUCUCAACCAAAGAGGAGAAAAGUACGAAAAGGGACGAGGAGCUGCUGGGAGUGCCGGCGACGGAAGAUGAAAUGCGUAUUCGGGUCGCCGGCAAACACCGCCUGCAUCAGCUGUAAGCGACGUGGUGCUAAAUGUGUUGACCAGCAGUUCCCCGAGCAGAUCUCAACACCUUUAGACCGUAGCCUUCAGAUGGGAGACCGAGUCGUGAGAGUUGAAGCACUUGUUGAGCAGUUACUCAACAAAGCCUCCAGUACCUCAGAUCCUUGCCCCGGGUCUACCACGACACAAGACAAUGGAAAGUCUCGUGAUGACAUUAUUAGCCCUACUACCAACAGCCCUGUGCUUUCGCAAUUGCAUAGUUGGUAUGAACAUUUGAAUCACGAUGAGACCGCUCAAUACGAAAUCUUGGACUGCGAUGGCAGCAGCAGACCUUUGCAUCGAAUACCUGAUGAAAAUCAUUCCAUUGGAAUAGAAAAACACCUGGCAUUAUCCAGCGUCCUAUAUGAAUCUUUACCUACACCACAAGACAUCGAGAUAAUCGCCAAAGCGCGAGGUGACUUGUCUUCUCGUUUUUAUCAAAUGUUGACUGUCCCGUACAAUGAUCUUGACCGGAGCGACUCUCAGCAGUUAGAUAGCCUACUUGAGCGGCCGGGAUCAAAUGCCCACCCUGUUCUGAUAGGGUUGUACAUGCUUAGGAUCGCUACCUUCUUACAACAUCUCCAUCCGGAUCUUCAUAGCAACAUUACAGGAUUAUCAGAACCUCCGCGUCAGAUGAUGAGCCGCCUGUUCAGCACCGCUAUCAGCCUCGUAACCAUGAACGAAAGUCUUAUCAGCAGCAUUGAAGGGCUGGAGUGUGUGAUGUUGGAGAGUUUGUGGUAUACAAAUGGCGGAAAUCUGCGCAAAGGCUUGGUUGCAAUUCGGAGGGCCAUGACCAUUGCGCAAUUGAUGGGGCUACAUCGCUCCUCCAUGAGCCCACCGCGGCGGUUAUUUGCGGAACGACAUCUUUGUCUCAUGCUGGGUCUACCUCAGAGUACUGUCGAUCAAAGCAUGGCUUCCAAGGAUAUGCUCGAAAACGAUACACCCAUGGGGCGUCUUGAUCGCAUGCACUGCGUUAUCGCAUCUCGUAUCCUCCAGCGCAACCAGUCCGACCCAAGCUCCCACGAUUUUGCAUUAAUGCUAGAAUUAGACGAAGAGUUACAGAAAGCGGCUGAAGAUUUGCCUAAAAGGUGGUGGCUUCACUCAAAUCUGGCAACCACCUUGGACGACCCUGAGACGCUUUUCUGGGAUAUGCGGCGGCUAUUCCAUCAGCUAUUCCACUACACUCUUCUCAACCAGCUCCAUCUUCCCUACAUGCUCCGCUCCUCAAUCAACGGACGCGACUACCAAUACUCACGGAUUACCUGCGUCAACGCCUCCCGAGAGGUUCUCUUGCGCUUUAUAACAUUCCGAAGCUCCGACCGUAUUGCUUUUUGGUGCCGGACACUGGAUUUCCUCUCCUUGAUGGCGGCUAUGACACUUUUGAUAGCACAUCUUGACGGGCACCGUCAAGCUUCCAUGUCUUCAUCACGCGCGCAGCUGCAGCAGGCAGCAAGGUCAGAGAACUUGCUGACGCACCAACGUCCCGGGGACCGUGCGAUGAUAGAACAGGUACAGGAGAGUAUGGAGGAAGUCAGCCGAAGAAACGAGGAUGCGCUAGGAGCACGGAGCGCAGAGCUACUCCGACGACUGCUGUCUAUUGAGGCCGAGGCAGCCGGAGGCCAUAGAAGAAGUGUGGACAGCGUAACUGUGCGGUUACCAGCGACUGUUGAAGAUCCAGCGGGUGAAGCAAAUGAAGAAAUGGCCAGCGUUGUGAGCGUCUACAUACCAUAUUUUGGUACCGUUAAGAUCGCUCAUGGAGGCAUCAUCUCCAAGGAGACGCCUACAGCGCAAACGCACCUCGCAGAUAGAGUUGAUCAAGGCCAGAUACAAGCUUCCCAAACAGAUUUUUCCGAUGACACCGUCGAAGUUUUAAAGGCUUGGAGUAACACUCCAGUCAAUAGAAACAGCAACAAUAGCCGACAAACAGAUACAGAUGUUCGAGUAGGAAAGCCCUCAGUAUUGGCUCCCUCUGCCGGGGAUUACAAUAAUGCUACACAAGAAAUCAGUAUAACAGAGGGCUUUCUACAACAAGAGGAAGAUCUCCUAUUUACCAAUGGGGCUGAUGACUGGGUCUACCAAAGCGUUGAUAUGGCCCGUUUUGAUACCUUAAUGAGAGAUGUGGGAGAUGACGCAGGUGAAAUACCGGAUAGAUGGGGGGAGCAGAACGUGCUCUAA